This is a messenger RNA of Ailuropoda melanoleuca (giant panda), 1347 nucleotides long. RefSeq names its product CUE domain containing 1 (gene CUEDC1). Gene Ontology annotation, molecular function: ubiquitin binding. NCBI's taxonomy places the organism in Eukaryota, Metazoa, Chordata, Mammalia, Carnivora, Ursidae. The annotation marks the transcript as partial. The record is from RefSeq and is a predicted model, not a curated record. The transcript has 9 exons.
AACCAGGCCAUGGACGACUUCAAGACCAUGUUCCCCAACAUGGAUUACGACAUCAUCGAGUGCGUGCUGCGCGCCAACAGCGGCGCAGUGGACGCUACCAUCGACCAGCUGCUGCAGAUGAACCUGGACGGCGGUGGCGGCAGCGUCGACGAGGACAGCUCCGACUCGGAGGACAGCAUCCCCCCGGAGAUCUUGGAAAGGACCCUGGAGCCUGACAGCUCCGAUGAGGAACCCCCGCCUGUAUACUCCCCGCCGGCCUAUCACAUGCACAUGUUCGACAGGCCUUACCCUCUGGCUCCCCCCACGCCACCUCCCCGCAUCGAUGUGCUGGGCUCUGGACCCGCCUCCAGCCAGAGGCGCUAUCGGAACUGGAACCCACCCCUGCUGGGCAAACUCCCCGAGGACUUUCUCCGUAUCCUGCCCCAGCAGCUGGACAGCAUACAGGGUAACCCUGGGGGCUCCAAGCCCAGGAGCGGAGAGGGAGCCCUGCCCCCUGUGGCUGGGCCCGGGGCCCGGGACCAGGAGAACCGCUGGAAGCAGUACCUGGAAGACGAGAGGAUUGCGCUCUUCCUGCAGAACGAGGAGUUCCUGAAGGAGCUGCAGCGCAACCGGGACUUCCUCCUGGCCCUGGAGAGAGAUCGUUUGAAAUACGAGUCCCAGAAAUCCAAAUCCAGCAGCAGCAGCAUGGCUGUGGGAAAUGACUUUGGCUUUCCUACUGCUGCCCCAGGAACCAGUGACGCCAAUCCUGCCGUGUCUGAAGAUGCCUUAUUCAGGGACAAGUUGAAACACAUGGGAAAAUGUGAGUCCAGCCUAUGCCCCCCCCCCAUCUCUUCCAAGAGGAGCCCUACGGCCUGCAGGCUGGGAGCCGCAGUGUCAACGGCUAAUCUCCUGGACGACGUGGAGGGCCACACUUGUGAUGAAGACUUCCGGGGACGGCGACAGGAGGUGCCCAAGGUGGAGGAAGCCCUAAGGGAAGGACAGUAAGAGAUGUGGGCGGUUCCUCCUUGCCGGAGAUGGUCUGACCUGGUGGAGGCAGCUGGAGAGCCAAGCAGGCCCCCAGCUGAAGGGCCCCGCUCCCGCCGGACAGAUGGCGCUGAGGACUGAGGCCUGGUGAUUCUUCAGCCACGGUCUGGCCCCGCCACUGCCACUGUCACUGCCACUUUCCAUGCGACUUAGAACUUUGGAGUUUCGUGCUGUGACUGGAGGAAGGACCUGGGGCCCUAGGGGCAGCAGCCAAUCCUAGCCCCUUUUGUAGCCAGGCUGGUCUAUGGGCAAUGAGUGGAAAUGCAGGAACCACCACCACCGUCCCCCACCCCACCCCAAUCCCCUGUUGCCUUCUUUAAAAAA